UCAAGACUUUCAGAAUGGACCAGAGGAUGGUCAGUGGAAGUCUACCAAUAAUAAUGGGCCAAAGGGACGAAAGGCUUCUCUACAAAGGGCCACAGGGCAGGGCGAUGCGGGGAUCGUUGUACAGCCAGAACAGCUUGAUUCUCGUAUUGAGCAGGGAUCAGUACAUCCUUUCCCCGCUAAAUGCCAUCAUUGGCGAUGAUCUUGGUUUUUGUUUUUUGUUUACAGAGUGGCAUGACAGUGGGGGACAACGAGAGAAUUGUCCCUCAAGCCCGGGGCGAUGAUAUCCUCUAAAUCUGGAUGAAAACUCCCCAGGUCGACGACUAUCGUGGCCCAGAUGCGUCUCUCUACCAGACACAUUUCCUCUACGAUUGCUCUUCGGCGACUUGCGCUGAUAAGACACGCGCCGACCAGCCUCACCCUUCUCGACGCGUCGACAUUGAGACAUGUCAACGGCAACUGGCCCAGGCGAAGACUAUCAUACGAUGAUGAUUUCUCAGCUUGGUGUCCAGGUGCCAAAACGAAAUGUUGAAUCACGCGUCGAGACAUUUGAGAAGCGGGCAUCCGCUCAAGCCGGAAAUGGGCUCAAAGCCAGCAGAUUUUUGGUGGCCAGAACCGACGGCGACGUGCGAGAUUAUGCGAACGUGGUCUGACCUGUGAACACGCAAGAUCUGGCUGACUGUGAUAUUAUGCCUGUUGAUGACGAUGCAACGAGCAGAAAAGAAUUUUCACGAGUCUCCCGUUAUCAUCCAAUCGAUCGCACAUGCCUCGAACAAAUCCCUACCGAGAAUCCUGAUGCUCGUGAGCAAGAGGGCAAAAACUAGACAAUCGAAGACAAAAGGGACUCGAAAAGGUGGGUGAAUCUGAAGAAGCGAAGAUGAGACUGGGAACGGUCUGGUCUUGGAUCUAGGCUCCUUUGCAGAAGCUUAUAGGCUCGAGAACAUCUUCAAAAGCUGAUUGAGCCUCGGAGAGCUUCGCAACGUGAACCGAGCUCAGCAGUGGUGAGAAAAUGACCGAUGUUCAGCGGCAUGAUGGCGGCCAAAGCCAACAGAAGCCAACAGCCAGCACGUUUUAUCGGGCCAGAAUUGGACCGUCCAACUCAAGCGAGCACAUAUUGCAUAGGUACCAGACCCGAUCUCUUGGACUGGUGGGCAUCAAAACGUGGGCUCUGGCUCCCCUGAAUCGCCCACUUUUAGCCUGACCUGCAACUCUCGAGCCUCUGCGCAGGACCGUGUCGUCUGCCGCUUGUGACUGCAUAUCCCCUUGUUGUCUCCCGGUAUCAAAAACUGCUUCUCACAAGAUUGCGCAGACUAAAAGCUAUUGACAAGCCCGAGCUCGAAUUCUCUAACUCUUACGGGUGCUGACACGAGAUCCUGCUGAUGAGAUGAACCUCCAGUAGUGGGGGAUAACUAAGUUAAGUACCCGAUAGGUAUGUGAGCGGAGCAUCGAGGCGACAUGAAUACUGUGUGCACGUUGAACACGGACUCUGCACAGUGAAGAUACAAGCGCAAUGCCUCGGUGAUAUUGCACGGAAUCCGGUAGUAUACGAUGAGCUUGAUGAGGUCUUGUUUUUCAUACCGAACAACCAAUGUGUAUGUGGCCAGGCAGAGGUAUACACAGUACGGAGUACUACCGGUACUAGUUACUGUACGGGCUCGGAUUGAAGAGUGGCGGGGAUGUCGGGUGUGCGCAGGCACAAUCGUCCCCGCAAUCUUGCCAGGGCAGUGGGCGCAGUGGGCAGCACAAUGCCGCCCAAUGGCCCCGCAUCCACCAACCAUCAGAUCUUCAGCUUCGGGUUGCGCUCCUGGACGUCUUCCAGGUGCGUUCUCCGAAGUGGUGCGCCUCGAUUUAUUUUAUUGCCUUGUCCACUUGCCGGGGCACGCUUCUCCCCGCCCUUUCCAGUGCUCAAGUAUUAAACAGAACGAGAUAGAGCAACCUCAAUCUCACGGCUGCAGUCUCAAUCCUAUCGAAGCAAUACAUCUUCCGUCACUAUGGCUUCCAACGGUGCCAACGGUAAUAAAUCCUCUUCACCGGCCUUCGAUUCCUCCUCUACUAUUCCAUUAUGGCUCGACGGCAAGGAAGUCAAGCUCUCUUCCACAUUUGACGUGGUUUCCCCCGUUGACCACAAGACCCUCUACAAAUGCUCCGCGGCAGUCGAAGAGGACGCUCUGAAAGCCGUCGCAGCAGCAGAAAAAGCAUUCAAGUCAUGGUCGCAGACCAAACCCAGCUUUCGGCGAGACAUUUUCCUCCGAGCGGCAGAAGAGUUCAAAAAGAGGAAGGACGAACAAAAACACUAUUGUUCCACCGAGACUGGCGCAGCCGAGUCCAUGUUCGCAUUCGAGCACAACCUAGCCUACGAGGCCUGUCUGAGUGUCGCAGGCCUUAUCCAGCCGGCCAGCACAUCCUCAAUGCCCGUGGUCGCCGAGGAAGGGGCCAGCGCCAUGGUCCUCAAGGAGCCAUUCGGCGUCGUCCUGGGUAUUGCGCCCUGGAACGCCCCGAAUGUGCUCGGCCUGCGCGCCUUCCUGCAGCCGUUGGCUAUGGGCAACACCGUCGUGCUCAAGGGCCCUGAAGCCGCACCAGCGACUUACUGGGCUCUCGCGUCGAUCUUCCACAAUGCCGGCCUUCCAGCAGGCUGUCUGAACACGAUCUACCACCGCCCCGGUCCUGAUGCGGCGAAAGUUACCUCGGCGCUGAUCUCGCACCCGGCGAUAAAGAAGAUCAACUUCACCGGCUCCACGGCCGUUGGGUCCAUCGUCGCCAGCCAGGCCGGCAAACUCCUCAAGCCGUGCGUCAUGGAACUCGGCGGCAAAGCGCCCAGCAUCGUCUGUGAAGAUGCAAACAUUCAGACCGCCGCUCUGAAGUGCGCACUGGGCGCGUUCUUGCAUGCCGGACAGAUCUGCAUGGCGACCGAGCGGAUCAUGGUCAACGCGAAAAUCGCAGAUGAGUUCAAGGCUGCGCUCAAGGGCACAAUGGACCAGGUGUUCGGCGAGCAGGGCAUGGGGGUGCCACAGCUCGUCACGGCCGCGCCGGUCGAAAAGAACAAGAAACUGCUCGCGGAUGCAGUGAGUAAAGGCGCCAAGCCGGUUUAUGGAGACCCAGAUCACCACGAACCUUCAAAGACCAAGAUGCGCCCCGUCAUCAUCGAGGGCGUCCAGCCGCACAUGGAUAUAUACCAUACCGAGUCGUUUGGGCCGACGGUGAGCUUGUACGUGGUCGAUUCGGACGAGGAGGCCAUCGCCAUCGCGAAUGAUACCGACUAUGGCCUUUCCAGUGCCGUCUUCACCGAGGAUUUGAGACGAGGACUCAAAAUCGCCAGGCAGAUUGAAAGUGGUGCUGUGCAUAUCAACAACAUGACGGUGCAUGAUGAGGCGGCGCUCCCGCAUGGAGGUGUGAAGAAGUCUGGCUUCGGCCGGUUUAACGGUCUACCUGGCCUUGACGAGUGGGUGAGGACAAAGGUCAUUACGUGGAAGGAUUAAAUAUGUAAAUACGUAUGUACGGAGUAUCUAUCCUCCUGACUCAAAUUAGUACGCCAUCAUUGAGCACGAAAAUGAAUACUCACGUCAUAUGGAGCGAAAAAGAUGGGACGAGUCACUUCAUAAGCGUGCGAGUAUCUUCAUGGUCAGAUAGGAUAUGAUACUCUAUGAAACUUGUCGUCCAUCAAGGACAAAAAAGGACUAUACAAACA
Molecule: messenger RNA, 3682 nt
Organism: Exophiala xenobiotica
Lineage: Eukaryota; Fungi; Ascomycota; Eurotiomycetes; Chaetothyriales; Herpotrichiellaceae
Exons: 2
Coding region: 1989-3473 (494 amino acids)
Molecular function (GO): succinate-semialdehyde dehydrogenase (NAD+) activity
Source: RefSeq, a predicted model, not a curated record